UUACGGUGGUAGUACUGGUAAUACGUGCAGGUACGAGCAUUAGGAGAGGUUAAGUUUUGUUAUAAGAUAGUAACGAGUAUCAAGAAUAUACGUACGAAUGAAAUAAAAAAUUGUGGUAUAACUGAAAUUAAAAUCUGUAAUAACAAUGGAUCCGGCUUUACUCAGAGAGCGAGAGCUCUUCAAGAAACGUGCCCUGACCACACCAAUAGUUGACAAAAGGAAGCAGGAGAAGGAAACUACGAAAGAUGAACCACCGAAGAAGAAACCUAAGCCAUCAUCGGUAUCUACCGGACCGAAAUUGGACAUGGUCAACUAUAAAACCAUGGCCGGUAGCACGCAAUACAAAUUUGGCGUGUUAGCAAAGAUAGUAAAACACAUGAAAGCAAGGCAUCAGGAAGGAGAUGAUCAUCCGUUAACAUUAGAAGAAAUUUUAGAUGAAACAAAUCAAUUAGAUGUUGGAUCAAAGGUCAAGCAAUGGCUACAGACUGAAGCUUUAAUACAAAAUCCUAAGAUUGAAGUAACAGAUGGUAGAUUUGUCUUUAAACCUAUGUAUAAAAUUAAAGAUAAAAAAUCUUUACUGAGACUUCUAAAACAACACGAUUUAAAAGGUCUCGGUGGUAUAUUAUUGGAAGAUAUACAGGAGAGUUUACCGCAUUGUGAUAAACAUUUAAAGAAUUUACAAAACGAAAUACUGUAUAUUACACGACCUCUUGAUAAGAAAAAAAUUAUCUUUUACAAUGAUAAGACAGCCCAAUUCCCCAUUGACGAAGAAUUCCAAAAAUUAUGGCGAGCUGUUGCAGUAGAUGCUAUGGAUGAUCAAAAAAUAGAUGAAUAUCUUGAGAAACAAGGAAUUAGAUCAAUGCAAGAUCAUGGAUUAAAAAAGCCAGCACCAAUCAAACGAAAGAAACCUGUUAAUAGAAGGAAACAAUUUAAGAAACCAAGAGAUAAUGAACAUUUAGCAGAUGUUUUGGAGACAUACGAUGAUUAAAUAAGAAUGUUAUGAUUAUCCUGCCGUACCAAAGAAACCUAAGGGAGGACGUGAGGGUCUUUUUCCUGUAAUGUAACCGCAAGCUGCCGCCGCGCACUACUGCCCUCUGAAGAAGUGGAUGUAAACUACAUAACAUCCAUUUUUUUGCGGUGCUCCUGAUGGAAAUAAAUCGCUGAAAUAACUAAAAUCUAUCAAAUUAAUAUU
Messenger RNA from Mycetomoellerius zeteki, 1192 nucleotides. It is a transcript of the gene TfIIEbeta, whose product is annotated as transcription factor IIEbeta. Gene Ontology annotation, cellular component: transcription factor TFIIE complex. The record is from RefSeq and is a predicted model, not a curated record. The transcript is spliced from 5 exons. Gene Ontology annotation, molecular function: TFIIH-class transcription factor complex binding. NCBI's taxonomy places the organism in Eukaryota, Metazoa, Arthropoda, Insecta, Hymenoptera, Formicidae. Bases 146 to 988 code for a protein of 280 amino acids. Gene Ontology annotation, biological process: transcription initiation at RNA polymerase II promoter.